Molecule: messenger RNA, 1272 nt
Organism: Engraulis encrasicolus (European anchovy)
Lineage: Eukaryota; Metazoa; Chordata; Actinopteri; Clupeiformes; Engraulidae
Gene: crhr1
Product: corticotropin releasing hormone receptor 1
Exons: 14
Coding region: 1-1272 (423 amino acids)
Biological process (GO): adenylate cyclase-activating G protein-coupled receptor signaling pathway; cell surface receptor signaling pathway
Cellular component (GO): plasma membrane; neuron projection
Molecular function (GO): corticotrophin-releasing factor receptor activity; corticotropin-releasing hormone binding; corticotropin-releasing hormone receptor activity
Source: RefSeq, a predicted model, not a curated record
AUGGAGGCAUUAUUCACCGUAUGGACGGCGCUGAUUGUCACUGUGGCAGCAGAUCUCACCUGUGACAUAUACUUUCUGCUGUCCGCCAACAUCUCAGCUCGCACACUGGCCCUCCUGAAUCAUACAUUCUCUCUGUCCCUUUCUUCAGGUGCAUACUGUGACACGUCUAUAGAUGGCAUUGGCACUUGUUGGCCUAAAAGCAGUGGUGGAGUUGUGGCUCGGCCCUGUCCGGAGUUCCUCAAUGGUGUUCGCUACAACUCCUCUAACAACGUGUACCGAGAAUGCCUCGCCAAUGGAACGUGGGCAGUGAAGGGGAACUACUCACAAUGUCAUCCCAUUCUGACGGAAGAGAAUAAACGCAAGCUGCACUACCGGGUGGCGGUGGUCAUCAACUACUUGGGCCACUGUAUCUCCUUCGCUGCCCUGCUGCUGGCCUUCCUCCUCUUCAUGCGCCUCAGGAGCAUCCGUUGUUUGAGGAACAUCAUCCACUGGAACCUCAUCACGGCGUUCAUCCUGAGGAACGGCACCUGGUUCGUGGUCCAGCUCACCAUGAGCCCCGAUGUCCAUGAAAGCAAUGUGGUCUGGUGCCGCCUGGUGAUAGCUGCAUAUAACUAUUUCCAUGUGACAAACUUCUUCUGGAUGUUUGGGGAGGGCUGUUACCUGCACACGGCCAUCGUGCUCACCUACUCCACGGACAAACUCAGGAAGUGGAUGUUCAUCUGCAUUGGCUGGUGUAUUCCGUUGCCGAUUAUAGUGGCCUGGUCGAUUGGAAAGCUGUAUUAUGACAACGAGAAGUGCUGGUUUGGAAAGCGGGCUGGUGUCUACACAGACUACAUCUACCAAGGACCCAUGAUCUUUGUACUGCUGAUCAAUUUCAUUUUCCUGUUUAACAUCGUAAGAAUCCUAAUGACAAAGCUGAGAGCCUCAACCACGUCUGAGACAAUUCAGUACAGGAAGGCGGUGAAGGCCACUUUGGUUCUGCUGCCUCUUCUGGGCAUCACCUACAUGCUGUUCUUCGUCAACCCGGGGGAGGGCGAGGUCUCCCAAAUCGUAUUCAUCUACUUCAACUCUUUUCUAGAGUCCUUCCAGGGCUUUUUUGUUUCUGUGUUCUACUGCUUUCUCAACAGUGAAGUUCGGUCUGCUGUUCGAAAGCGCUGGCAUCGCUGGCAAGACAAGCAUUCCAUUCGCGCCCGCGUGGCCCGAGCCAUGUCCAUCCCCACUUCUCCGACGCGCGUCAGCUUCCACAGUAUUAAGCAGUCGUCAACUGUGUAA